AUGGCAUCAUCAGUGGCGACGAAAUUCUUGACGGAUCGUGUGGCGUUGGUCACCGCCUCGACGAAGGGAAUCGGCUUCGCCAUUGCCAAACAACUUGGCGCCGCCGGCGCUUCUGUCGUCGUUUGCAGUCGAAAGGAGAAGAAUGUGGAUGUGAGUUGGGGGAAAUUUCGAGAAAAAAAUAGGGAUGAAAAUUUCCAGGAAGCCGUCGCCGCUCUCCGACUCGAAAACAUCGAUGCUCACGGCACCACGGCCCACGUCGGCAACAAAGAAGACCGUACGAAACUCAUCAAUUUCACACUAGACCGGUUCACAAAACUCGACAUUCUGGUAUCAAAUGCCGCCGUAAACCCACAUUAUGGCGAUUUGAUGUCGGUGACCGAUUCGCAAUGGGACAAGAUGCUCGAUUUGAACGUCAAAUCGGCGUUCGAGCUGACAAAAGAAGCCGUUCCACAUCUGGAGGCGUCGGGACGGGGCAACGUUGUCUUUGUCUCUUCUGUUGCCGGCUACUCGCCUAUGAACGAGAUUGGAGCGUACUCGGUGAUGAAGACCACGUUGACAGGGCUCAGCAAAUCGUUGGCACUGAAUUUGGCCAGGCGGAACAUUCGUGUCAAUACUAUUGCGCCAGGUAAAAGCCAAAUCCCGGAUUUUUGUGGAAAAAUUGGCAUUUAUUGGCCCUUUUGGCUUCAAAACGAUACAUAUUCUAUAAAAAUGACCGAAAUUUAA
Caenorhabditis briggsae is the source of this 723-nucleotide messenger RNA. It is a transcript of the gene Cbr-dhs-13, whose product is annotated as Protein CBR-DHS-13. Gene Ontology annotation, molecular function: carbonyl reductase (NADPH) activity. NCBI's taxonomy places the organism in Eukaryota, Metazoa, Nematoda, Chromadorea, Rhabditida, Rhabditidae. The record is from RefSeq and is a predicted model, not a curated record. The transcript has 3 exons. The coding region runs from base 1 to 723 and encodes 240 amino acids.